This is a messenger RNA of Oncorhynchus masou masou (cherry salmon), 3810 nucleotides long. RefSeq names its product ras-related protein Rab-3D-like. Lineage: Eukaryota; Metazoa; Chordata; Actinopteri; Salmoniformes; Salmonidae. The transcript is spliced from 5 exons. Gene Ontology annotation, cellular component: endosome; plasma membrane; synaptic vesicle. Gene Ontology annotation, molecular function: GTPase activity; myosin V binding; GTP binding. Bases 258 to 929 code for a protein of 223 amino acids. Gene Ontology annotation, biological process: protein localization to plasma membrane; protein secretion; regulation of exocytosis. The record is from RefSeq and is a predicted model, not a curated record.
CUGUGUGAAUACUGUCGUGUGAGUUGAUCACAACAUUGACUGCUGCGCUCUCGAAGGGUGCUCCUUUGUACACAAACGAGAUCCGGGAGCUGCCUGUUCUAUUCCACAAACGCUCAGAGGAAAACGGUGAGGCAGAAAGCGGUGGGCGGAAAGAGAAUUCAGGUUGUUGAAGACCCUAGGGAACUUUCACUCUUCACUUGAAAGGAAAUAACACUGAAGAUUAAAGUCAAAGAAAUUCCGUUUCCAUAGAUUAGUAGAUGGCGUCAGUGAAUGACUCUCGCCUUCAGCAGCAGCCUGCCCAGAAGGAUGCGGCUGACCAGAACUUUGACUACAUGUUCAAGCUGCUGAUCAUUGGCAACAGCAGUGUGGGGAAGACCAGCUUCCUGUUCCGCUAUGCUGAUGACUCCUUCACCCCAGCCUUUGUCUCCACCGUGGGCAUAGACUUCAAGGUCAAGACCGUCUUCCGCAAUGAGAAAAGGAUAAAGCUACAGAUAUGGGACACAGCAGGACAGGAGCGCUACCGUACCAUCACCACAGCCUACUACAGAGGAGCCAUGGGCUUCCUGCUCAUGUAUGACAUCACCAACCAGGACUCCUUCAACGCUGUGCAGGACUGGGCAACUCAGAUUAAGACAUACUCUUGGGACAACGCACAGGUGAUCCUGGUGGGAAACAAAUGUGAACUGGAGGAUGACAGGCUAGUCCCCACAGAGGAUAGCCAGAGACUGGCCAAAGAUCUUGGGUACCAGUUCUUUGAGGCCAGCGCCAAGGACAACAUCAACGUGAAGCAGGUGUUUGAGCGGCUGGUAGACGUCAUCUGUGAGAAGAUGAACGAGAGCAUGGGCGGAGAUGCCAACCUGUUGUCCAAUCACAGGAGCACCAGUCUACAGGACUCUCCUCCAGAGAACCAUGGGGGCUGUGGCUGCUAAAUCCCACCUCAUUUCUCCUCACAGCCCCACACCAAACCCCGUCACUGUGCCUGAAGUAUAGAGAGUACACCUCAUAAACUACACCCCAAUCUCACACCCCCUAACACAGCAUAUACAGUGAAAACCAUAAAGCAGGUAGCUGAGAUAACCAUCGGUCCCCUCCCCUCGGUCCAUCCAGUGUUAUCCCACAUAUCCCCUGUUCUAGUUUCUGUAUUCCCUGAAAAGGCCCCAUCUCUCUUGUGUACUGCCCCCCCCCCCCCCCCGCCCCGCCCCAGCCUCUACCACAUGGCAUCCCCUCUGCUCCCCUCUGCUCUUCUGGCACAAAAUAAAUGUAAGUACUGUAUUUAUUGUGAGAAACCUUUUUAAUGGCUUUAUUUUUAAAACAAAGGUAGUUCAAAUCAGCUUAAAGAAGUGCCAAUGUGAAGAAGAUUUGUCAUAAUGAAAUAGUUUCCAGUAGUCAUUAUUUUAGGUCAUUGUUGUGUUCAGAGUUUAAUCAAUGAAAAUAUAAUAGUUCAAGACUCAAACAGAGCAGAAGGUGCUUUUGUUUUGGAUGCCCCCUGGCGAGAUGCUCUGCUUUGAAUGUAUUCAUUGGACUUAACUUCUCCGAAUCCAAAACCGGACAGAAAACAACACCCCAAAACCUGAUAAAAAAAAUAAAACAAAAAAAACGUUUUCUGUCAUAUCCUUGAUCAAAAUCUAAAUGUAACUGUUAUUAAUGAAGAUGACAUCAUCCAGACAAUCACAAAACUGAGUUAUUCUGCUGCUUUGGCCUUUUGCUUCCUUAUUCCCUGACCUCCAUGCUUUACUCUGUGACACUGAAGAUGCUAUUUUGCCAUGUCCUCAGAAUAAUUGUGCACUACUAUUCUUGAGACUUUCUUAACCACUACUGCUUAUGGGAAAGAGAAGGUGAAAAAGUAUGAGAUUGUUCCAAACAAUGUUAGAGCAAUGUUGUGCUCCAGGAUAUUUGUCUGGGAGGAAGUCGUAUAACACUAGUGACACUGACACGCGUCAUGUGAUCUGCUCUGGCAUGUCCUCACUCACCCCUCUGUGCCUCCCCUUCCUACUCAUUGUUCUUACAAUUUCCAACCUGAUUGCACAAGGCUUCAACAGUGUCCUGUAAUCUGGAUGUGCCAGUGUAAACUGCCUGCAUUACUUGCAUGAUGUUACUGUACUGUUCUUGCAUCUAAGUUACUGUCUAUAAAGUAGCCUAAUUAAAGCGUGGUGAUUGGCCAAGCAUGACACCCAUGUUAAUUCAUUUUCCAAAUCAUAUGCUUAAAAGACAAAUGGUGCACCUAAAGCAUGUACAGUACAUUCCAUUGUACUGCUUGGAUGGCUUCAGUAGAAAAAAUAUGCAUCUCUCCAACUGGACUGGAGAGACAUGCAUCUCACUGUUCAUUGGUCCUCUGUUACUCACAGACACUGCCAUUUCCCCAUCACUAGCCUCACACUGUUCAUUGGUCCUCUGUUACUCACAGACACUGCCAUUUCCCCAUCACUAGCCUCACACUGUUUAUUGGUCCUCUGUUACUCACAGACACUGCCAUUUCCCCAUCACUAUCCCCACACUGUUCAUUGGUCCUCUGUUACUCACAGACACUGCCAUUUCCCCAUCACUAUCCCAACACUGUUCACUGGUCCUCUGUUACUCACAGACACUGCCAUUUCCCCAUCACUAGCCUCACACUGUUCAUUGGUCCUCUGUUACUCACAGACACUGCCAUUUCCCCAUCACUAGCCUCACACUGUUCAUUGGUCCUCUGUUACUCACAGACACUGCCAUUUCCCCAUCACUAGCCUCACACUGUUCAUUGGUCCUCUGUUACUCACAGACACUGCCAUUUCCCCAUCACUAUCCCCACACUGUUCAUUGGUCCUCUGUUACUCACAGACACUGCCAUUUCCCCAUCACUAUCCCCACACUGUUCACUGGUCCUCUGUUACUCACAGACACUGCCAUUUCCCCAUCACUAGCCCCACACUGUUCUCCGGCCAUCAGUUACUCACAGACACUGCCAUUUCCCCAUCACUAUCCCCACACUGUUCAUUGGUCCUCUGUUACUCACAGACACUGCCAUUUCCCCAUCACUAGCCCCACACUGUUCAUUGGUCCUCUGUUACUCACAGACACUGCCAUUUCCCCAUCACUAGCCUCACACUGUUCAUUGGUCCUCUGUUACUCACAGACACUGCCAUUUCCCCAUCACUAUCCCCACACUGUUCAUUGGUCCUCUGUUACUCACAGACACUGCCAUUUCCCCAUCACUAGCCCCACACUGUUCUCCGGCCAUCAGUUACUCACAGACACUGCCAUUUCCCCAUCACUAGCCCCACACUGUUCUCCGGCCCUCUGUUACUCACAGACACUGCCAUUUCCCCAUCACUAGCCCCACACUGUUCAUUGGUCCUCUGUUACUCACAGACACUGCCAUUUCCCCAUCACUAGCCCCACACUGUUCAUUGGUCCUCUGUUACUCACAGACACUGCCAUUUCCCCAUCACUAGCCCCACACUGUUCAUUGGUCCUCUGUUACUCACAGACACUGCCAUUUCCCCAUCACUAGCCCCACACUGUUCUCCGGCCCUCUGUUACUCACAGACACUGCCAUUUCCCCAUCACUAGCCCCACACUGUUCAUUGGUCCUCUGUUACUCACAGACACUGCCAUUUCCCAUUCACUAGCCCCACACUGUUCACUGGUCCUCUGUUACUCACAGACACUGCCAUUUCCCUAUCACUAGCCCCACACUGUUCACUGGCCAUCAGUUAGGGACAGGCACGGUCUCGGCGUGAUAGCAGCCUUAUGUUUUUACGCCAAAACACUGCUAAAGCUGAGGGGUUGGGUCAAAGCCCGCCAAAAGUAUUCAUAAGCAAUGGGAGAGAG